This is a messenger RNA of Lachancea fermentati, 999 nucleotides long. NCBI's taxonomy places the organism in Eukaryota, Fungi, Ascomycota, Saccharomycetes, Saccharomycetales, Saccharomycetaceae. The record is from the annotation of a GenBank genome assembly.
AUGGAUAACAAUGAACACGUUCGGCACAGCGGCAAUAGUGAACUAUUGUUAAAAGACGCUGAAGUACACGAUAUGGAAAGCAGGCCUUCUUCAUUCCAGUUUUCGAAGGAGAUAAACAACAAUAAAUAUGUUGAAAACGAAAGACCUAACGACACUUACCUGGAAUAUCAGGUAUUCGAAUGGCUAUCGACUCUCGACGAGGGAGUACUGCAUCUUCUAGACUCAAGUGCUUACCCAAACUUAUCGGAUUCGAGUUGUCAGCAUAUCAACAUUCAACUUGAUCAAAGUUCCCUUCAAAGUUUUCUACUAUGCUAUGAUAACCUAUCCACACACAAAGUUAGCAGUCCGAAUCUUGAGAGUUUGAGUGUACACAUAUGCAUUAAGAAGAAUCCAUAUGGUGGCUUUACGUUAAGAGUUCCAUUUCACCAGAUGAUUCUGCAAAGACUAGUGGCGGAUCAGGUCCGGGUCUUGGUUCCGAGAGAAACACUUCACCUCAUACGCACGGGCCAAUUAUUGUUGCAAUCGAACCACAUUAUUCUACAGCAACAAGAGCUCCUUCUUUCGAAUCAAAAAUUUAGUGUAAUUGCGGAGGAUUUGAGGGUCUUGGUUUCCAAUUCCUCAUACAAAGAGCCCACGAUGCUAACACGUAUCCUUCCGAAUUAUCGGUCAAAUUCAUUUGAGGAGGUCAUUUCCCAUGAGGCUAUAUAUCCAGAUUCGCCUACUCAGAUUAUCUCUCAAGAAAUAACCAUCAAUAAGCUAGAAGUUUCAUUCCUCAUUGGGCACCAAGGCACCCGAAUUGAAACUAUACGAAGAGAAUCUCAGGCGACCAUAAAGAUCCUGCCCAUUUCUCAAAGGCUAAAAAGCCACCAAAUUACUGCGCCUACCUCUGUUCUUCAACAAUUGUGUAUUACUGGUGAUCUGCAAGCCGUUGCAACGGCUCUGAGUCUUAUUGAAUACCAUCUGUCUCAUCAUCGUCUCAAUUGGAAACGGAAGAUUUAG